AUGCUGGCUCCUCAUUUCAGCAAGGGACACACUUUGUAUGUGGACAAUUGUUACAGCAGUCCCACACUAUUCCAGAAUCUGCUCUCCAACAGCACAGGGGCCUGUGGCACAGUCAGAUCAAACAGGAAGGGGAUGCCGGCAUUCGGAUGUAGGAAGAUGCAGAGAGGGGAGGCGGAGUUCAAGGAGAACGGUCAACAGCUGGCAAUAAAGUGGCAUGACAAACGAGAUGUCCAUGUCCUCUCCACUGUCCAUAUAGCAAUCAUGUCGGCCACAGGGAAUGUGGACCACCUGACGGGAGAGAGAAAAAUCAAACCAGAUUACCUCAAAAUGGGGGCAGUGGAUAAGGCAGACAUGAUAAACAGCUUUAUGGAAUGCACUCAGGAAAUGACCAAGUGUACUCCCCCUCUAGGGGCGCCGACGUCCCACAUGGGCGAACCGGCCGAGACAUGGGUGCUGGGCAAGCCGGUUGGGGCGUGGAAGCCCAACGAACCGGCAGGAGUCCGCCGAUCCAACCGAGGCAAGGAAACCUCUCGAGCCAGCCAGGGCGUGAAAGCCCGACGGGCUGGCUUAGGCACCUCCGAUUCCAUCGGCGGUGGAAUACACCCCGACGUCACCAACAAAACAAAAAACAAACAAAAAAACCUCCUGGACCAGCUGGGCGAACAAGAACUGACGAUCCAGCUGAUGCCCAACGCUGCCUUCGAUACUGUGAACCAUCAGAUCCUCCUCUCCACCCUCUCCGAGUUGGGCAUUUCCGGCGCGGCCCACGCUUGGAUUGCGUCCUACCUGACAUGCCGCUCCUACCAGGUGGCGAAUCGCAUCUCUGCAUGUCUGGCAGACAUAUCAGUGUGGAUGACGGAUCACCACCUCAAGCUGAACCUCGGCAAGACGGAGCUGCUCUUCCUCCCGGGGAAGGACUGCCCGUUCCAUGAUCUCGCCAUCACGGUUGACAACUCCAUUGUGUCCUCCUCCCAGAGCGCCAAGAACCUUGGCGUGAUCCUGGACAACACCCUGUCGUUCUCAACCAACAUCAAGGCGGUGGCCCGUUCCUGUAGGUUCAUGCUCUACAACAUCCGCAGAGUACGACCCUGCCUCACACAGGAAGCGGCGCAGGUCCUAAUCCAGGCACUUGUCAUCUCCCGUCUGGAUUACUGCAACUCGCUGUUGGCUGGGCUCCCUGCCUGUGCCAUUAAACCCCUUCAACUCAUCCAGAACGCCGCAGCCCGUCUGGUGUUCAACCUUCCCAAGUUCUCUCAUGUCACCCCGCUCCUCCGUUCUCUCCACUGGCUUCCAGUUGAAGCUCGCAUCCGCUACAAGACCAUGGUGCUUGCCUACGGAGCUGUGAGGGGAACGGCACCUCAGUACCUCCAGGCUCUGAUCAGGCCCUACACCCAAACAAGGGCACUGCGUUCAUCCACCUCUGGCCUGCUCGCCUCCCUACCACUGAGGAAGUACAGCUCCCGCUCAGCCCAGUCAAAACUGUUCGCUGCGCUGGCCCCCCAAUGGUGGAACAAACUCCCUCACGACGCCAGGACAGCGGAGUCAAUCACCACCUUCCGGAGACACCUGAAACCCCACCUCUUUAAGGAAUACCUAGGAUAG
Molecule: messenger RNA, 1602 nt
Organism: Oncorhynchus gorbuscha (pink salmon)
Lineage: Eukaryota; Metazoa; Chordata; Actinopteri; Salmoniformes; Salmonidae
Exons: 5
Coding region: 1-1602 (533 amino acids)
Source: RefSeq, a predicted model, not a curated record